AAACAUAUCAAUUCAUUAUCCCAAACACACUUAAUGGAAGUUUUUGUGUCCACAAAACAAAAUGACGAAACUCUAACAUUAUCAUAACUUAUCUAUCACAAACAUCACUUUCCUAUAUGAGUGAUAAUAGUCAAAUUUCAAAGCUUUCACAAGAAGGCUUUGAAUUAGUCUCCAAUGGCUUCCUUCCUAUGCAAUUUUGCUUCCAACCAAUUUCUUUAAAUCCUAUCCAUCUUCUACAUCAUUACUACACACCACAAUCCUUUUCAACUUCAUCACUCACUCUAAAAUGCUAUCCUCCAAACUCCAUCGCACCUCCACUGCUGCCGAACUAGUUCUCAGCAACGACGAUCUCUUCGUCGAAAUACUUCUCCGUUUACCCAUCCGAUCCCUUCUCCGAUUCAAAUCCGUUUCCAAACGAUGGCUUUCCAUAAUUUCAAAUCCCAAUUUCUCUCACCGUCGAACCAUUUCUCAUCAUCACAAUCCCACUCCUUCAGGUAUCUUUUUCCCCCGUCUAAACUCUAAAUCCCCUUCAUUUGAUUUCGUCAAUUUCACCACAAGUCCAUCUAGACCUCCCUUCGAAUCUCUCAAUUUCCCCGACGAGAAACACGAAUUUCUAAUCCUCCAAUCCUGUAACGGCUUAUUCUUAUGCAGCAGUAACAAUGGAAACUACUCGAUAAGAGAUUAUUACAUUCAUAAUCCAACAACGAACCACCUCACAAAGCUUCCCGAGCUUCAAGAAGGAAGAGUUUUCGGUCUCAAUUUAGCAUUUGAUCCUCUACGAUCAUCAGAUUACAAAGUGAUUUGCAUUCGGUACUCCGAAGCCUUCCUGAAUGCCUACCAAAUCGAUAUGUAUUCCUCUGUAACCGGCCCUUGGAGGCGCGUCCAAGGCCUGUUUUCCGCUCCACUCAGUAUGAGAUUCGAUUGCGGAGUGUACUGGAACAACGCUGUUCAUUGGAUCAGCACAUUGGAAAACAGUCUUUACUUCGAUCUAUGUGAAGAGAAACUCCAUGAAUUACCAAUGCCUAGAGUUCCCUACGGACUGGAAGAGAGAAGGGUGGAGUAUUUUGGGAAUUGUGGUGGGAAUCUUCAUUUGAUUGAAGUUUAUGAAGCAGAAAUGGAGUUGAAUGUUUAUCAAAUGCAAGACAAUCAUUCAGGUUGGUUUGUGAAGUAUCGUGUUGAUCUUCGUGGCGUCUCUGUUGGGUUUCCGGAAAUGAUUCCAUCUGUAAUGGAUGUGGACAUGGGUUUCUUCCCCAAAUUCUCGGUGGCGGCCAUUGUUGAAGGAAUUGAUCAGGAAGCGUACGUUGUUUUGGAGGUUGAGGGGAAAAUAGUGAGAGUGAAUGUUGAGAGUGGAAGGUUUGAGAGGUUGGGGCAGAUUGAAAAUGAUGGAAGAACUUCAGAAGUACCAAUCACUGUUGGGUUUGGACGGAUUGAUGCAUUUUUGUACAUUGAGAAUCUUGCAUGUGUUUAAUUAAAAAACACAUCUAAUCUAAUAACAAAAGGGAAAAACAACACAAAAUGCAUCACUUCCUCCUCCUCUUCCACCACUAAUUUAAUACAAUAAUACUCGCAUACUAUACAUAUUGAUAUGAAA
Cucumis melo (muskmelon) is the source of this 1591-nucleotide messenger RNA. Its product is annotated as F-box protein At5g07610-like. Lineage: Eukaryota; Viridiplantae; Streptophyta; Magnoliopsida; Cucurbitales; Cucurbitaceae. The transcript has a single exon. The record is from RefSeq and is a predicted model, not a curated record. Gene Ontology annotation, molecular function: protein binding. The coding region runs from base 287 to 1468 and encodes 393 amino acids.